Spea bombifrons (plains spadefoot toad) is the source of this 1881-nucleotide messenger RNA. RefSeq names its product cathepsin D-like. Bases 136 to 1332 code for a protein of 398 amino acids. Gene Ontology annotation, molecular function: aspartic-type endopeptidase activity. NCBI's taxonomy places the organism in Eukaryota, Metazoa, Chordata, Amphibia, Anura, Pelobatidae. Gene Ontology annotation, biological process: proteolysis. The transcript has 9 exons. Gene Ontology annotation, cellular component: lysosome. The record is from RefSeq and is a predicted model, not a curated record.
UCACAUGACUGCUGGGUCAGCUGACAUCUCAUGAGAGUGCUGGGUCAUUGCUGACAGCAGGAGUGGUAUACAGCUUGCAUAUAUAUAUGUGUAAAGGGAACAACGCUGCGCACACACACACAGGCUGCUGUCACCAUGGACUCACUGUCAGUGUGGGCUCUGCUCGUCUGUGCCUUGAUCCAGCCACAGUCGGCACUCAUCAGAAUACCGCUGAAGAAAUUCCCAUCCAUCCGCCGCACCCUGUCAGAAGCUGGCGGUGAUGUGCAAAGGCUGAUUGGAACAGACAGCCCCCUGAAAUAUUACUCUGGGUUCCCCCCAAAUGGAGGUCCCACUCCAGAGGCACUGAAGAAUUAUCUGGAUGCGCAAUACUAUGGAGAGAUAAGUAUUGGGACCCCUCCUCAGACCUUCAUGGUGGUCUUUGAUACCGGAUCCUCAAACCUUUGGGUUCCAUCAGUCCACUGCUCAAUGCUGGACGUGGCCUGCUGGCUGCAUCAUAGGUAUGACUCUUCAAAGUCCUCUACCUUCAAGAAGAAUGGCACAGAGUUUGCCAUCCAAUAUGGCACUGGCAGUCUGUCGGGGUACCUUAGUGAGGAUACGGUGACGAUUGGGAAUCUGGCUGUCAAAGGGCAGCUUUUUGGCGAGGCCAUUAAGCAGCCGGGGGUCACCUUUGUGGCAGCUAAGUUCGAUGGCAUCCUGGGCAUGGCGUACCCCCGCAUCUCUGUUGACGGAGUCGCUCCAGUGUUUGACAACAUUAUGAACCAGAAACUGGUGGAAAGUAACAUAUUCUCGUUCUACCUAAACAGGAAUCCGGAUACCCAGCCUGGCGGAGAGCUGUUACUGGGAGGCACGGACCCAAAAUAUUACACUGGAGAUUUCCACUACGUGAAUGUGACCCGAAAAGCAUACUGGGAGGUUCAUAUGGACCAGCUGGCCGUUGGGGAUCAGCUCACUCUCUGCAAAGGUGGCUGCCAGGCUAUCGUGGAUACAGGAACGUCGCUUAUCACUGGCCCGGUGGAUGAAGUGACUGCACUACAGAAAGCUAUCGGGGCCAUUCCGCUUAUCCAGGGAGAGUAUAUGGUACCGUGUGAAAAGGUUUCAUCAUUGCCAGUGAUCAGUUUGAUGCUUGGGGGACAAACGUACACCCUGACAGGGGAACAGUAUGUGAUGAAGGUAUCCCAGGGUGGCCGCACAAUUUGUGUGAGUGGCUUCAUGGGCCUCAACAUCCCCCCUCCUGCCGGCCCCCUCUGGAUACUUGGAGAUGUCUUCAUUGGCCAGUAUUACACAGUAUUUGACCGAGCAAACGACCGUGUCGGUUUUGCUAAAGCCAAGUGAACCCAACAGCAUAUGCAAUGACUUGAGGAAGCACCCGGUGUGCAACUGCUUCCUGACAAUCUACUGCAAUCCUAACCCUUCCAGCUCAUCGUAGAGCAUUGUGUAACCGCAGACCUCUUUGGCUUGUGUCCUUAAUCCAGGGUGCCUUGUUGUACGCAAGAAAGCGCAGCUACGGGCACCAGGACCUUCAUCUGUUGCACAGGCUCCAUCAACCACUUAACAUUUGGGACUGUUGAUGAGAAGUUACACAAUCACGCACUUUCUCUUAACGUAGCUGUUGUCGUAGCUCUUUGUGUAUUUAAGCAAAACUAUUUGGGCAUGUUUUCAAAGAAAAUUGAGACAUCGACAGGGUUAGCAGCUUCUUUCAGUCCAAGAGCUGAUCUAAUGGCACUCAGAACCUGUUAGAACCUGUUUAUCCUGCCAAUAGGACACACAGCAGUUGAACUGUAAGAAGCUGCCUAUCCCUGGCAGGUAAUCAGGACAUUUUAGAGAUUUUGUAAUUUUGAGGUUUUUUGUUCUUAUUAAACUUUACAAAAUUUAAGCCCUAUA